CUGCAAAAAAUAAAUAAAUUUCACUAAAUUAAAAACAUGUUACGUCAAAUAUACCAUAGAAUUCACAUUGGUUCUACUGCAUGGGGGCGUGUUUUUAGCCGUGGCACUCAUGUGACGAGCGGAUUACAAAACAAACAAAUCGAAGAGAAUAUAUUGAAAGAGACAAAAAUAUCACGUGAACAUUUGACACCGGAAAUAUCACUGUAUUUAAUAACACCUGAAUGUAGACUUUUUCACGAACCUCAACUGGAUGUGGAAAAUCGUAUAUUUGAAAAUGAUCCAUUUUGGGCAUUCUAUUGGCCGGGAGGUCAAGCUUUAAGCAAAUUUGUUUUGGAAAAUCCAGAUGUGGUUAGGAACAAGUCCAUUUUAGAUGUAGGCAGUGGUUGUGGUGCCACUUCUAUAGCUGCAAUAAUGAAAGAUGCAAAAUAUGCUGUAGCUAAUGAUAUUGAUGAUGCUGCCAGCUAUGCUGCUCUGCUCAAUGCAAAAUUAAAUGGAAUUAAUUUAGAAAAGUUACAAACCUCAAGUGAUAAUUUAAUUGGUUCGAAUAUUUCCGAAGAUAUUAUUUUCAUAGGUGACCUAUUCUAUGAUGAAGAAAUUGCUGAAAUUCUUUUGCCAUGGUUGCACAAGUGUAGCAGUGAGGGUAAAUUAAUUUUUAUUGGUGAUCCCGGACGUCAUGGUUUAACGGAGAAUCGUUUGAAUUUUAUGAAAAAAUUAACCACCUAUAAACUGACUGAAAAUUGUUGUAUAGAAAAUAGAGGCUUUAAGUAUGUUAAUGUUUGGAGAUUUCAAUAAAGUUUAAGAACAAUAUAA
Messenger RNA from Lucilia sericata (common green bottle fly), 810 nucleotides. RefSeq names its product electron transfer flavoprotein beta subunit lysine methyltransferase-like. Gene Ontology annotation, biological process: peptidyl-lysine trimethylation. NCBI's taxonomy places the organism in Eukaryota, Metazoa, Arthropoda, Insecta, Diptera, Calliphoridae. The transcript is spliced from 4 exons. Bases 37 to 792 code for a protein of 251 amino acids. Gene Ontology annotation, cellular component: mitochondrial matrix. Gene Ontology annotation, molecular function: protein-lysine N-methyltransferase activity. The record is from RefSeq and is a predicted model, not a curated record.